Molecule: messenger RNA, 2213 nt
Organism: Ilex paraguariensis (yerba mate)
Lineage: Eukaryota; Viridiplantae; Streptophyta; Magnoliopsida; Aquifoliales; Aquifoliaceae
Source: the annotation of a GenBank genome assembly
ACAGAACUCUCUCUCUCUUCUGUUCUGUUCUGUUCUCUGUCAGCAAGAGCUGUUUGUUCUACUUGUACUGGAUAGAGAAAGCCGAACUCUUAGGUAGUUUCCGAAGGUCCUCACUCUCUUCAAAGUUCUGUACCUCUUAACUGAACCGAAACCCACAAAGGCCGAAACUCCUCGCUUUCAGAGCUCAAAGAUAGAGAGAUAUUGGAGAAAAUGAAGAAUUCAGUAUCGGAAGAGAGGUUUUACAUUGAGAGUAGUGAAGAUGAGGAUGAAGAGAAGGCGUUUGACAAAGGUGAAGAUGAUAGCAAUGAUUCAGACGAUUCGAUUUAUUCGAACGACAAUCGUGAAAAUCAGCAGCAGAGCAAACCCAAUUCCUAUAACACCUCUUGGCCUCAAAGUUACAGGCAGUCGAUUGAUCUGUAUAGCAGUGUACCAUCACCAAGCAUAAACUUUCUGGGCACUCCUACACUAUCAAGACUAGGCAGUUCAUUUCUGUCAUCAUCAUUUACAAGGAGACACACUCCUGAGAUACUAUCAAAUUUGGUGAAGCCUCUGUUACCAACAGCAGAAAAUGAACAACAACAGCCACAGCCACAGCAAAGGCGUAGCUCUCACUCUCUUCUCCCUCCUAUUCCUUCAAAGAGGCCUCUUGGUAAGAAAGUGGGUACUGAUCAGAAACUCUCCAAGGUCUCCCAUGGCCAUGAGCUUCCUGCUUCUCGCCAGAGUUCCUACGGCCAAGCUGUUUUAAACGGAAUGAAUGUUCUAUGUGGGGUAGGAAUUCUUUCUACUCCAUAUGCUGUCAAACAAGGAGGAUGGGUUGGCCUUUCUAUACUCUUCAUCUUUGCAGCGCUUUCUUACUACACAGGUAUACUCUUGCGUAUUUGCUUGGAUAGCCAGCCCGGGCUUGAGACUUACCCAGACAUAGGCCAGGCUGCAUUUGGCACUGUGGGACGCUUGGCCAUCUCUAUUAUCUUGUACGUGGAAUUAUAUGCUUGUUGCGUUGAAUACAUAAUUUUGGAAAGUGAUAACUUGUCGUCUCUAUUUCCAAAUGCGCAUUUAAACUUGGGAGGACUUGAGUUAAAUUCACACUAUCUGUUCGCAUUACUGACUGCCCUUGCUGUUCUCCCUACGGUUUGGCUCCGAGAUAUGAGUAUUCUUAGUUACAUCUCUGCUGGCGGAGUUAUUGCAUCAGUGCUGGUUGUUAUCUGCUUAUUUUGGGGUGGCUUGGUGGAUAAAGUUGGCUUCCAGACCAAAGGGACAGCUCUGAACCUCUCUACGCUUCCUGUUGCCAUCGGCCUCUAUGGUUAUUGCUAUUCGGGGCAUGCUGUCUUUCCCAAUAUCUACACAUCAAUGGAAAAGCCAAGCCAAUAUCCAGCAGUCCUUUUUACUAGUUUCGGUAUCUGUACUAUAAUGUAUGCCGCAGUUGCUGUGAUGGGAUACAUGAUGUUUGGAGAAUCGGCAGAGUCACAAUUCACUCUUAACAUGCCCCAAGAUUUGGUUUCCACCAAAAUUGCUGUGUGGACUACGGUAGUUAAUCCACUUACUAAGUUUGCAUUAACCAUUUCUCCGGUGGCACUGAGUCUGGAGGAACUGAUACCACCAAACCAUGCUAAAUCUCACAUGUACGCCAUCCUCAUAAGAACGGCAUUGGUGUUCUCUACCUUGGUUGUGGGUCUUACGGUGCCCUUUUUUGGUCUGGUGAUGGCUUUGAUUGGAUCUUCACUAACAAUGCUAGUAACCUUAAUACUUCCUUGUGCUUGCUUUCUGAGCAUCUUGAAGGGCAAAGUAACCCGCUUUCAGGGAUUGCUUUGUGCAUUGGUAAUUGCAGUAGGCACCAUAUCGUCAGCUUUCGGAACCUAUUCAGCCCUCUCUGAAAUCAUUGAGAGUUUGGCAGGCUGAAGUUUUUGGUGAUAUCUCCUACAGUAAGACAGCCAUUCGUUACGUAGACAUUCCAAUUUUGGUGAGGGAUUGUUGUGAUGACGACAUUUCUAAAUUUCAACUCUUUCUGUUUGAUUUAUGUAUCUUUGCAAACCUUGAGUCAAAUUUAAGACUUGUAUUACUCGUCUCUCCAUAGCCGUGGUUGACAAUCAUCUACAUCUAGAACACUCUCAUGAGGGAGGAACAGUUUGUAGUAUUUUUUAUAAUUCAACCUAAUCUUUUUAAUCCUGAUUAAACACUACAUAUGCAAGACAGUGAUAACAUGAAGAUACAUGCAA